Messenger RNA from Triplophysa rosa, 1753 nucleotides. It is a transcript of the gene tmem244, whose product is annotated as transmembrane protein 244. The coding region runs from base 575 to 1123 and encodes 182 amino acids. The transcript is spliced from 8 exons. The record is from RefSeq and is a predicted model, not a curated record. NCBI's taxonomy places the organism in Eukaryota, Metazoa, Chordata, Actinopteri, Cypriniformes, Nemacheilidae.
UUUCUCCAAGAAGGAACUACGUAAAUCCCACCAGUAGGCCUAUUUCAUCGCAUGAUAGGACGUUUUUUUAUGUAGAAACAAUGUUCUCAGAGACGCAGGUUGAGAAGCUAAAGGCAGCUUUAUUUCCAACGAUCACAUAGCAGCACAAGCAAGAGGUCAUGGGAGACAUGAAACAAAAACAGUCCAAGGUCAAAUCACAAAGAACAGCAGAGCCAGGGCAGUACAAGACUCCUCAACGGAUGGACUGAAGCGUAGUCCUUAAAUAAUGACUAGAACAGGCAUGGGUGUGGAAUGAAUCCCUUAAUGCAAAGACUUAUGGGUGCUUUUGAGGAAUCUUUCCGUCAGGUUCUACAGGAAGUGACAUCAACAAAACAUCAGUACUUACUGCCAAAGGAUUUGAUCAACUGUUACCUGGCAUGGUUUGUAAAUGACUGUAACAGAGUUGAAACGACGGCGUGUCACAGGAUUGGUCUGUCCUGAAGCAGUUCUACGUGUGCUCAGAUGAAGGAGGAUUGAGUGUGUAUGUUGUCUGUGAGUAUAUCGUGUGUGUGGAUCAUCGACGUGUCGGCCGUUCAUGUUGUUGGACUACUGCUGUCGGUGUUGUGGGUUCACUCUGAUCAAACGUCAUGGCCAUCUGCCGGUCAACACUCCACUCCAUGACACCUGGGUAAACACCUGUAGUGCGCUUCACGCUGUUCUUCAGAAUCUCUCCAUGUGUAUGUUGUGCUUCUACUCUUUAUAUUAUAUCGUGGUCAGUCUGUGCAUCGGCAUUCUCAGGGUGGACGAGGUCGACAGUUUGUUAGCACCAUUUGACUACACAACUCAACCAUCAUGGCAAAGCCCCAAAUAUUUAGUCAGUGUGAUCUCGACAGAAGUGACAUACACUGUUGGCGGUCUGAUAUUUGCCUGGAUUGUGGAGGAUUGGGUGUGGGAUUACGCCAUCACCGUCACUCUUCUACACAUCGGACUGACAGUAGCCGUUAUGGCUGACUUUCCAUCAGCUGAACAUUGGUGGAUUGCUCUUGGCUCUGGUUUACUCAUGAUGAUUUUUGGAGGACAGCUCUUGGCGUACAGACUCUUCAGAAAUCAUUUUGUUCAUCCUGCAGAUCUUCAGGAUUUCUGAGUAGCUCCUCUCUGCAGAACGCAACAUCCAGGGGGCAAAGUUGGAUACAGAACCAGUCUCCUCCCAUUGCAUUGUGAUUGGUCGACACUGGAUCCAGUCUCUUUCCACUGCGUUUUGAUUGGUCGACAGAUUUCUGCAGCAGUUUUGCCACAGCACACGUCAUACUCGUGUUGUUGCUCUACCAUUUCCGCAUUGAGUUAUUCUUUUGAUGGAAGACAAACUUUAUUUAUUAACAUAUUUUUAAUAACGUAUUUUAUUAGGUUUAGAAUAAGGGUUUGGGUUAACAAAUAUUUAACUGUGAUCAUUACUUGCAGGCGUACACUAAAUGAUGACAUUGAUAAGAGCAAACGUUGGCGACCACGAGUUGCAACUUACUCUCCAAAUUGCGGCCAAGUAUAUAAAGUGGGAGGAGCUGGAUCUGGAUCUAACCUCGCCCCCUGGAUCUCUCAGUCUCUCUCGCUCUCUCUCUUGUUUACAAUGUUAGGUGUUGCUAGUUUUGUUAUUCCAACAGAGUAGUCUGCAUUAUAAAUAUGUUUGAUUACAGACUCUCUAUGCUAAUAAAACACAUCCAGCAAACCAUAUUUUGACAUUCGUUUAAUCAUGGUCACUCUUUGCCUACAUACAGUACAA